Molecule: messenger RNA, 3665 nt
Organism: Periconia digitata
Lineage: Eukaryota; Fungi; Ascomycota; Dothideomycetes; Pleosporales; Periconiaceae
Source: the annotation of a GenBank genome assembly
UUCCACUUCCUCAACCCCGGCCACUCAACCCAACACGGCGCCCUACCGACCAGGCAUGUGAGUGUGCCUGUUGGCCAGCGAAUCUUCCCCUUUGCACAUUGCCACACCCGCAUCCACCUACACCUUGGUCGCGCUUUUGUUCAAGCGGCCGAACCUAGGCUGCCACGGCCAUGGGCAUCGUCAAUAGCAUCCCCGAGGAGGGUGCCCUCUUCCUUCGCGACCAGAAUAGAUUUUCCAUUUCUGCUCUCAAAAUAUCAAAUAACCGGAACCGCACACUUCUCAAUGUCUCCCCCAAUGCCUUCCCCGCCUCGAGAUACGCCGCGAAGAGGGAGAUGGGAGAUGAGAGUGUCGUAGAAUAUGUUCAGGACCCUGAAUCAGCACUGACCGGUGCACCGCCCGCUUUUCUCCUGCGUUUGCCCGCCGACGAAGAACUGACACUCAACUUCACAUUUGUCGUUCGACAAGCCCAAUCUGCAUUGACACCCUACAGCGCUGAUGCCGCAUCCUCGACCGCCCCGCCAACCCCCGUUGAUACUAUCAUAAAUGGUCUGACGUUUGUGUUUGCUUCAAAUUCAAGAGAAGUGGACCAUUUGGUCACAAGAGAAUUCCAUGCAAACCCAAACCUGCAUAAAGAUCCACACGUCGAGCUUGUCGGUGAUAUUUCAACUGCAGGGAGCUCUUCUGUACAAUUCCAGUGGAGCUGGAAAUGGAAGCCUCCAAAACCGAGUGAGGAUCGAGGCGGCGGAUGGCGCACAAGCUGCACGUUCGUCGAGUAUGAUCAGCGCGCACACAAGUUGGAAACAUUGGCAACAUUCACAUUCUGGGUUCAGAGCGCACCAAAACUUGUCCAAAGUCCCACCUCGCCUUCUCCACGCUUGGAGCUUGGUGUACCACCUCGCCUUCGUGUACCCUCGAACCAGUCGAUCGAAUCCCGCGUGAGCGAUUCUGACGAUAUGAGAGGGGAAUCUCUUGAACCAGUCGCGCCGAAAUCACCAACCUUCGAAACGACCCCAGAGUACAGUCUUGGUAUGGUGCCCAGCCACGCUACGACGUUAACAAACAACAGCAUCAAGCUCGAUGUGAAUUGUGCGCGACCGGGUGAAGAUUUGAGUCAGACCGAGGACGGUCCGUUAUUCCGUGCAACAAUGAAGUCGCUGGAGCAGAAGACGGGCAAUAUGCGCACUAGGUGGAAGAAAGUCCUCAAGAGAGCGGAGUCGACGUUGGAAGCUCAAGCCGCCUGCAACAAUGCCACGUCUGACUUAAUGGAAGCUCUGCGAGAAGCCUCAAUGUCUAAUGCCAACGCGGUACAGCCGGCGAUCGACCAUUAUUUUGACAAGAUAGCCAAGGAGAUACUGGCAUAUGAGCGAUCAAAUACGACCAACAUCCAAAAACUCAUCAUUGAUCCAAUCCAGAAACUUUACAACAUCGAUAUCAAACAAGCCGAGACGAAGCGCAAGGAUUUCGAGGAUGAGAGCAAGGAGUACUACCAAUAUCUCGGGCGCUACCUGGGACAACGCCAGGACACUCUGAAAGAAAAGAAGCGGGCUGAAUCAGACUCCAAAUAUCAAUCGAAACGUCGCAUUUUCGAGCUCCGGCGUUUUGAUUACUCAUCUUUCAUGCAGGAUCUUCAUGGAGGACGAAAGGAUCAAGAGAUAUUAUCCCAUCUUACCCGUUACGCUGAUACACAAGCCAAGUACUAUCUGGAAACAGCCAAGAAGAUUGAAACCAUGCUGCCCCAGUUGGAGGCCUUGAGUUUCGAAGUCAAACAGGCUGACAAAGAAUACCAACUCCAAAGGACUGAGAGAGAAGAAAAGAGACGUGUUUUGGAAAAGAACAAGAAACACUUUGACGAGCCUCCGAUAACGCAGCCUCCGCCGACGACCCCUGCGAAUGGAACUGGCUCCAGAGUAGUCUCAACAUCGGUCGAUUCGAGUUUGCCUGGGCGAAAACCGAGCAUCACACCUGUUUUCCAUAGCACUUUGAGCCCACCACCCCCCGGCACGAGCACAACAAGCGUUCCUUCGAUUGCGUCUCCUCUGAGUCCAGAUACUGCGCAGAGCUACAUGGGUACUGGUAGUCCACAGCCAAGCAAGUUCAAAGGCAUACGCGAUCUUGAGGAUAAGGAUCCUAGCGCUCUUGUUAGUUCUGAUCCAAAUUCCACUGCGCACAGGAAGGAAGGUCUUUUGUGGGCUCUUAGCCGGCCAGGCAGCCAUGCAGAUCCUAAAGGGCUCAACAAACAGGCAUGGCAUAAGUUUUGGAUCGUGCUUGAUCAGGGCAAAAUGUCAGAAUACACAAACUGGAAACAGAACCUGGAGCUUCAUAUGGAUCCCAUUGACCUACGGGUAGCUUCUGUUCGAGAAGCUCGGAAUGCAGACCGACGAUUUUGUUUCGAGGUAAUCACGCCGCAAUUCACGCGUGUUUAUCAAGCGACAAACGAAGACGAUAUGAAGAACUGGAUUGCUGCGGUGAACAAUGCGUUGCAGACAGCCGUGGAAUCAGUCGGGAAACGAGACGAUCGGCCUUCUACAGAGUCCCUGCCAGGACAGACACGACGCGACAUUGCAUCCGUUCUUACUGGAAAAAGUCCUUCGCUGUCCAGCCACAAAAACAACUACAGCUCCAAAACCCCAGCCCGGCACGCCACUGUUGGCGAUCGCCCCGGAUACAGGAGAGAGGAGAGUGUUGGCGAUGAUGGCAAGUUGCUACAGCAAGUGCGUGAUGCAGAUUCGGGCAACCGGCUGUGUGCAGACUGUGGUUCCGACAGCAAGGUUGACUGGGUUUCGAUUAAUCUCGGCAUCAUCAUAUGCAUCGAAUGCAGUGGAAUACACAGAUCUCUCGGGACGCAUAUCAGCAAAGUCCGCUCGUUGACACUUGAUACGACCUCUUUCACCCCUGACACGAUCGAAGUAUUACUCAAGAUUGGCAACCGUGCCAGCAAUAAAGUCUGGGAGGCGAACCUGGGAAACACCAUAAAGCCCGUGGCCAGCUCCACUCGCGAGCAGAGACUCCAUUUUAUUACCGCCAAAUACUCGGAGCGCGCUUAUGUUGAGCCUAUUCAUCCAACCCUAUCGCAUUACGGGUCACCAGAUGAGACUCUAUUGGCGUCGAUUAAGAAGAACGAAAUCCAUAACGUCUUAUAUGCUUUGGCAUUAAGAGCAGAUCCAAACGCAAAAGAUCGAUCCCGCGGAACACAUUCGGUAUUCUUAGCUCUAGCUGCAGCAGACCCCGCUUCCCCAUCAGCCUCUGUGUCGCCAGCAACUUCUCCUGGAAUGCGUCCUACGACAUCCUCCAACGCGAGUGCUCGCAAGUCGUUUCCUGUGGCAGAGUUACUGCUACAGAACGGGGCAGAUCUCCCGACGCAACCCGCUCCUAUCCCGCUCAGUGUUUCUGCACGCAUGUAUCUCGAUCACAAAGCCGAUCAACGUGCCGGCAUCAAGAGAACUACGGUCAUGGGGAAUCAACCCAACCCCAGAGACGACACGUUGACGGCUCUACCGCAGAUUAUGGCAGGAAACGGGAGCACACCAGGUGAGCGAGCCCGAGAUCGAGAAGCCAAGCUGCAGAAGCGCGUCAGCGCGAGCGGAAGGUUGGUCAAGAACAUCUCUGACGGCUCCUCCCUGUCCCACCCCUCCUCGUCCUCUCCCGAAAGUAGGCGAGGCCCGUAG